Messenger RNA from Frieseomelitta varia, 3634 nucleotides. RefSeq lists its product as uncharacterized. NCBI's taxonomy places the organism in Eukaryota, Metazoa, Arthropoda, Insecta, Hymenoptera, Apidae. Bases 458 to 3049 code for a protein of 863 amino acids. Gene Ontology annotation, biological process: vesicle-mediated transport. The transcript is spliced from 9 exons. The record is from RefSeq and is a predicted model, not a curated record.
UCGAUAUCAGCAUGGCGGUAAAGGAGCGGCUCCAUUCAGCGUGAUUGAGAAUCAAGAUUAUUAUGGCUCAGAUUUUGCAUUACAUAACGGGAAAGUGCAUUUCCAUCGAAGUGCAUUUUUCGCGACGCUUAGUAGCGUCCUGAACGACUGUAAGAAUAGAACGAGAAACACGACGUUGAACUUGCCGUUGUGACUGGGGAAAAAAAAAAGGAAACGAGAAGGAAAGGGUUUGACGUUACAAUCGACAAUCGCAUCCGAAGUUCUCAGCCCCGGCACGUUGAAACGCGUAAACAAUCACCAUGGCAAAGUACGAGGAUAUUGCGUAACGCUAGCUUUAUCUAAUUAUAGCAGCGUAGAAAGUGCAUCUUUAAUUCAAUGAUAAUGCUUUGUUUACUAUACUAUGCUCUGUAAACUCUGUUACUGUUACGCUUGAUACAUCGACUCAUCUUUUGGCGGCAUGUCCCUUUUCAAAUCUUUAGUUUUUGUCAAAGAGAAUGCUGACUUUAAGUUGGUAGAGAUGAUGAUAGUAUUUGUUUAUGACACUGCAAGGUGUUGUAAAGAAGAUGAUGAUCCUGCAGAGGCAGUUAUGUAUUUUCAUCCUGCAUGGGUAUCUCUUACCCAAAGAUUAGCUCUGGCAGGACAAUUAAUGGCUGUUAAUCAGUUUCUUUCAACAUCAUUUUCCAGUCCAAAAUCAAUCACAUUGCAAGGAGGAAAGUUUGUGCUAAAGAAAUUUGGACAGUACAUACUUGCAGUUGGAACUGAUAGGAAUAUUCAUGAUUGGAUUCUAGAAAGGCGUGCAAUCACAUUAGAGUCAUUGUUGAAAUUUUUUCAUUAUGAUUUAAAUAAAAUAUUGGAAUCAUUUAACAAUGACAGAAAUAAGUUUACAGAGAAACUUUAUCAAAUGUUUGAAACAUAUUUGCCAAUACUUCAAUAUAGUGCCAAUCUUUUCUCUAAUAUUCCUAUCAUUAAACUUCCAAAGAGCGCUAGUAACAUAUUUUUAGAAGCGAUUCAACUUUUACAAUAUUGUCAAGAAACUAAUGGUGUCAUGGGUGGUGCACUUUUCUAUAAUAAUAAGGUAGUUGCAACUCAAUUAAGUGCUGAAUUGACCAAACAAAUUGUUAUAACUGAUCCAUAUAGAAUAAAGGCUCCUGCAGAAAAAAUAUCGACAGAAUUUCAUCUACCUGUUGGAGUACAGUUAUUGCGAGUGUAUAUAGAGCAAAAACAGUUUGCAAAACUUGCACAAGAAGCAAAUAACGAGCGGUAUUAUAGUUCUUAUUUAGAUUCUGUAACAAAGAAAAUAUUUCAAAGAAAGAACAUGUCCAAGAAUAGUAAAGAACUUCCUUUGUCCGGAAUAAAACGUGAUACUUCUCGCAUUUUUACUGUACCUGAAGAAGGAGAAUUAGAUUCAUCACAGUACAACGAUAAUAGUCACUACGUAUCCUCCGUUCCACUUACAGCUUAUAGUUCUCCAGUGAAACGUAAACAGGAAAGUAAAACAGACCGUCCUAAGUGUGCAAAUCCUUUGACUCCUAGCGUAUGCUCCACGCCCUUAAAAGAUGUUAAUAGAGUAUUACAUGGUAAUGCUAUGUUAAUAUGUAACACGAACGAAGACACAAAUAAUGAAGCAGAAGAGGAGAAAAAAGAAAUAAAGACAACCGUGGAUGAUAUCCCGGAUGUCGUUAAAGAAGCACUUAGAUGUAAACGUUUAAAUAAAUUAAGAAACGUCACUCCGAAAGAAAAAUUAGUUAAACGAAGAGAAUUUAAUAAGAGAAGCUUAAGCAUGCAUGAUUUAGAAUCGUCUAAUUUGUGCUCCAAUCGAAUAUCAGUAAGAACAUAUGGAUUAGGAUUGCCACAGUUAAAACAAAGUAUGUCUCCUGAAGCUUCUCCUCAAAAGAAGUCUUCGAAUAAAAGGCAGUUUCAUACAAUUACUGAUCCAUGUUAUCCUGUAUUUCGAUGCGAUGGAUUACCAGUAUCUCAGUCUUUAUACGAUCAGUAUAUAUCAUCGCAUUACGAAGAACUUAAGGACGAUCGAAAUAAUACAAUUAAUCGCAACGACUUUUUAACAAAUUUGUCUAACGAUUGCAAUAUGAAAAAUGUAACGAACGACUGUGAUACAGCGAUCAGUGAUAAUUUAGAAAACUCAAGUAAUUCUCGUGACAUAAAAGUAGAUAGUAAAGUGAAACAAGAAACUUAUCGUAGAUCGAUGAGUCUUCCAUUGAAACCGCUUAAUAUCACUGAUAAUGAUGACAGACGAAAAUCAGCAUCGGAGUGCGGCAACGUGUAUGAUUUUCUUCAAAAGAAGAAAUUGGAUGGUCUACAGUUAACGCCUCUUAUGUCUAAACUUAGUUUACUUGCUGACGAGAGAACUAGCGGUUUUUGUAGUAGGGAAACAACUCCCAGUGAAUUUCGCGAUUUAUCUGGCUUUUCGACAUCAACGAAUCAAAUAAUCAAGCAAAAAUUGGAAGCAGUUAAUAAAGAAACUGGUAGCGAUGGUGAGGAUGAAUUGGAAGAAGAUUGGGUAACUACUUCCAAGGAUGAAGCCUCUUUUGAGAAAACGGAAUUAUUUCUCUGUGGGCAUCACAAUAUGGUGCUGGUAUUACUAAUGGAAAAUGGAACUGCCAAUAAUCCUGAUCUUAUACACUUUCUCUGGCAGACUUGCAUGAAUACAUUAGGAAAACUUGAAGCAAGAUUACAACAGUGUUUAGAGCCUUUGCCAUCAAAUGAAAAUAAGGAAUUAUAUAGUAUAUUAAGUAUCGAUCCUCAAUGGGAUACACUAAAUCGUUCUGGACUUUGGGGUGUUACUGAAUUGGACAUUGUUUCUUGCCUUCAUGAUAGAUUCACACAUGCCAGUAAUCUCACAGAUAUUAUUGUCAGAACGGAGGAUACCGUUGUUUAUGGUAACCAGUGUGGAAACGUAGAGGUAUUUUAUCAACAAGCAGUGGCUCCAAAUACCUCUGGAGGACUUCCAACUCCUGCAGAUUUAAUGGGGAUUGUGUCUCUAAAAGCAAAACGUAGACUGGAAAGAGACCAUGGAAUUGUAUUGCUAUAAAUAAUAAUUAUCUACAAAUGCUUCCAUCACAAUUUCGUUCGGGAUUGAAUUAUUUUACUUAAUAUUUUGUUCUUUUUUUUAUAUAUUUCAUGGCAUGCCAAAUUAACAAUAAUGUACAACAUUUUGUAUAUAUGUUAUCUGUGUAUAGUAGUAGAUACAUUUUUCUGAUGUUUUUAAUAAUAUUAAAUAGAAACAUUCUCUUUACCUUGUUACGUGAUAAUAGGUACAAGGGCAUUAAAAAUGAGAACGAAAUCCUUCAUUUAGUAGUUAGCAUGUAACAGUAGUUAAAUUCUUAUUGCUAUAGCAACGAUUUAUAAAUAAUCGUAUACAUAUAAAUAUCACGUAUACAUCUUAACGUAUAUGUACAUUUUUAGUAUUAUAUUUAUUUAAAACGUCCACAUCAGUAAGAAACAAUAAGUUCAAAUUUUCAUAUCUCUUUCCAAAAUUAAUAGGAUGAUUAAACAUUCCAUUAAUUUAAUCGACUAAGAAAAUCGACUUUUACAAUUAAAAAAAAAGUACUACAUAUUGAUAAAAAAAAUAUUACCAAAUUUUCUACACGUAUUUUUGUAAUAAAGAUCGCGCUAU